Messenger RNA from Funneliformis mosseae, 454 nucleotides. The record is from the annotation of a GenBank genome assembly. Lineage: Eukaryota; Fungi; Glomeromycota; Glomeromycetes; Glomerales; Glomeraceae.
AUGAAAAAGUAUCGCCAUAAUUGGUGGAAAACCGUUAACAUUGCACCAGAAAAUCUAACUUUCCAUCCGGCAAAAAGCAAAGAAUCGGACGUAUACUGGGUGUCACUUUUAAAAUCUCAAGCGUAUAAAGGUGGAUUUGACGUAUCACGAGCAGAAGUGUAUGUCAAGAAUAAAUUAGAAAAUUAUGGCUUCGAUGUUCAAGAAAAGCUCAAGAAAUCCUUGAUAACUGGAAGUGAUGAACUUUUAGUUCGACACUUAACGCAAACUGAUUGUUUUUGUAUUCAGAAGUCUUUGUUCUAUGUUAAUUUAUACAAGUUUAAAUUCGCACAAGAAAGAAAUCAAGAAGAAAUUCUUGUGAAUUUUAUGCGGAUACCAUUGGAGUUGAUUGAAAGAAAUCAAAGACGCGGCGGACAACAAGAAAGAAAUCAAGAAGAUUCGAAUUUUUAUUCGUCAA